Protopterus annectens (West African lungfish) is the source of this 5608-nucleotide messenger RNA. Its product is annotated as retinoic acid receptor alpha. Gene Ontology annotation, biological process: retinoic acid receptor signaling pathway; regulation of transcription by RNA polymerase II; cellular response to corticotropin-releasing hormone stimulus. Gene Ontology annotation, molecular function: nuclear glucocorticoid receptor binding; nuclear receptor activity; RNA polymerase II cis-regulatory region sequence-specific DNA binding. The coding region runs from base 1251 to 2606 and encodes 451 amino acids. Gene Ontology annotation, cellular component: transcription regulator complex; nucleus. The record is from RefSeq and is a predicted model, not a curated record. NCBI's taxonomy places the organism in Eukaryota, Metazoa, Chordata, Ceratodontiformes, Protopteridae. The transcript has 8 exons.
CUAAAAAAAAACAUGUCUCUGAUUUUCUAACAAUGCAGGGACAGGAAGUGGUUUGGGUUCUGUGCAUUGAUUGAUUGCUUUUACUUUUAUUUCGUGUGACAAGCCUUCCUGUGUGCUUUGAGGGCGGGGAAAGAAGGAGGAGGGAUCAGUGCUUCUCUGGUUGUCUGCCAGCUUUAGCUUUGGAAGGGUUAAGGCAGGGGAGGGUUUGAUAUCACCAAGGUUUUCAGCUGCUUUAAUCCAUCAGCCUGCAGAUCAGGAGGAGGCACAGAAGGCAGGGGACAAGAAGGAAAAGAGCAAACAGCACAGAAGCAGCAAGGAAGAACGCUGAUCUUCGGCAAAGCUUUCUUUAGCAGGCAUGGAGUGUUUGUAAUUUAGUGUUGAAUGCCUGAGCCAAAGUUAAAAGCCUUUCUGCAAAUUCCAGCGCUGAUCAUUUGCUCAACUACCAGCAAGCACUUUAUGCAGUAUUCCUGGAAAGCUGUGGGAAGAUCAGCGAGAAGCAGCAUCUGUCUAAGGAAGAGACCAAACUACCUUUUGUGAAUUAAUGCUUUACAAGUCAAAGUCAAUGCCUAGGACCAGGAGGGCCGUUUUGCUGCUGUUUGUUUUGUCCACAGAGAAAUUAAUGCCUGUUCUACGGAUUUCUGUUGGAGAGUGCAGAUUCCAUAGUGAUAAGAACAAGUCACUUGCAAUAAUAUGCUGAUUUUGUUAUCAGGAGUCAGUUUUAAUAAGGCAUUUCCUUUGCCUGUUGACGGUCUCUGGCACAAACGUGUAGAGGAAAUUCUUCUCUGACAGUUUCUGGUAAAGGAAGAGUAACACAGGAGGUGAAUAAAGUUUUGGGGGAGACGAGUGUCAACACUGACACCCAUACAAACUAAUAGUUUUCAUUUUGGGAGUGUAUAAAAUGUUGGUAAAAUUUCUUUUUGCUUUGAAGGACUUAUGUGGCUUAAUUAUGGAGAAAAUGAAACUCUGUCGGUUAAGUGCAGCAUAACUGACUUUGGCAUAGAAUCUGUUGGCCGUGUAUUUAUUUCUGUAUGGCUGUCAUUUGCUGUUUUCUUCUGAAACCUUUACUUUGGUGGCAAGCUAUGCGGAUGGAAGGGAGCAUGUUCUUACAGUCUGCCUGAAAAAGGGAAUACAGGAAGUUCAGUUAAGCGCUGCCUGAUUUCCCCCCCCCCCUAAAGGUUGGGGCAAGUUCCCUGUUUGAACGUUUUUUUCCCCAGCUCUUUAAGAGUAAGUUCUACUGAGCCAUCUGUGAAAUGUAUGAAAGUGUGGAUGUAGUGGGGUUGAAUCCCAGCCCUAACCCCUUCCUGAUGAUGGAUUUUUAUAAUCAAAACAGAACCUGUCUAAUACAGGACAAAGGUCAUCAUAGUCCAUAUGGAACUCCUAUCAGGAACCAGCAUUGGAACAGCUCCAGCCACUUGGAAACGCAGAGUACCAGUUCUGAAGAAAUCGUCCCAAGCCCACCUUCCCCACCACCGUUGCCUCGAGUCUACAAGCCAUGUUUUGUGUGCCAGGAUAAAUCAUCAGGGUAUCAUUAUGGUGUCAGUGCCUGUGAAGGAUGCAAGGGUUUCUUCAGGCGGAGUAUACAGAAAAACAUGGUAUAUACAUGUCAUCGAGACAAAAGUUGCAUCAUUAACAAGGUGACCAGAAAUCGUUGCCAGUACUGUCGACUGCAAAAGUGUUUUGAAGUUGGAAUGUCCAAGGAAUCUGUGCGAAAUGAUAGGAAUAAAAAGAAAAAAGACAUGCCAAAGCAAGAGUGUUCGGAGAGCUACACCAUCACACCAGAGGUGGAAGAUGUAAUUGAGAAGGUGCGCAAAGCACAUCAGGAUACUUUCCCUGCCCUCUGCCAGCUUGGGAAAUACACUACAAAAAACAGUUCAGAUCAGCGGGUUUCUCUGGAUAUCGAUCUCUGGGAUAAAUUCAGCGAACUUUCCACAAAGUGUAUUAUAAAAACAGUUGAAUUUGCUAAGCAGCUACCUGGCUUCAUCACACUCACCAUUGCAGACCAAAUCACUCUCCUUAAAGCCGCUUGCCUUGAUAUUUUGAUUCUGCGAAUUUGUACAAGGUAUACCCCUGAGCAAGACACAAUGACUUUCUCUGAUGGGCUAACCUUAAAUCGCACACAGAUGCACAACGCUGGAUUUGGGCCUCUUACAGACUUGGUAUUCGCCUUUGCCAAUCAGUUGCUUCCGCUCGAGAUGGAUGAUGCAGAAGCAGGCUUACUUAGUGCUAUUUGCCUGAUUUGUGGAGAUCGGCAGGACCUUGAACAGCCUGAUAAAGUGGAUAAACUACAGGAACCAUUGCUGGAAGCAUUAAAAGUUUAUGUUAGAAAACGAAGACCCAACAAACCUCACAUGUUUCCCAAAAUGUUAAUGAAAAUUACUGAUCUUCGGAGCAUCAGUGCAAAGGGUGCUGAACGUGUCAUCACCCUGAAGAUGGAAAUUCCUGGAUCCAUGCCUCCCCUUAUUCAGGAAAUGCUGGAGAACUCUGAGGGAGGGGACUGCAGUCAACAGGGUGGGAGCAGAACAAACAACACAGCACCACCCAAGAGCUGUAGUCCCAGCCUUUCCCCAAGUUCAUCUAGAAGCAGCCCUGCUAACCACUCCCCGUGACAUUUACUGAAAUGGACACAGUUUUUGUAAUAGACUCGUGAUUUUAAAUUUUCAUGGUGAACACUUUUUGUAGUGAUCCUAAGGCAUUGCUUAAAAAGUACCACAUAUCCUAUAUAUAAGUUAAAGGACAAAGAUUUUUUCUACCUAGCGAGCAAUGUUAAAUGCUUCAAACUAAGCAAAUAUGGCUUACAGGGUUACAGUUUGAAAUGUUUGAAAAAAAUUGUUCUUAAACUGGAUACAAGUCUUUCUCCAGGACUGAGAUCAUUUUAUACCUUUUUGUUUAUUGUAACUUCAUACUGAAAAAAGAGUGUUUCAAAGCUUUGAGUGUAAGUAAACAAAAAAGGGUUUUACAGACUAACUGUGUGAUAUGUGGUCUGAAGAUCACCACUGUUGUGAGAUCAUGAUGUGGGGGUCAGUCUUCAAGAAGAAAUUAAAAGGCCGUAUGCUAAACAUUAUUAACAUCCCUUAUGGAAGUAAAAAAAAAAGGAUGAGUGACAAAAAGAUGUGAGUAUGAACUGCUUAGUCUCGCAUUUCCAAGAUUGUUUUAAUCACUUGUAUCUUUCUUGAAUAACCCGCUAUAGUCAUUGUAUCAGCAGUCACCUGUGCAGUCCAUUUGUUUUCAAAUGCAAGCAUAUUUGUAUGUGUGCAUAGAUGUAUACACACAUACAAUAAACAUUGAUUUAUUGUAUGAAGUCAUGCAGAUUGGGUUCAUUUGAGGAAAACAAACACACAAAUGAAAGGACUGGCUCUAUGUAAUCUUUUUUGAGAUUAGUUGCCUAGAAAAUAUCACAUAAAAUGGGAAAAGAAGUCACCUUUCCAAUGAUGUAUAUAAGCUGUCUUGUUUCAUAUAAACUAUGGAGAGUUUAGACUCCAUUUGUUAUAUGCCUUUUUAUAAGAUUUUUUGUUUUAAAUUUUAAGCACAUUUAUACUGAAGGAGUCAUGCUGAUGUACAGUGUAGGCCAGUUAUAUGCAGUCAUUAUUGGGGAACUGACCAAUUUAAACUAGGUUAGGAAGCAAUGAUGCUUUACAGUCCAAGCUGUCUGCCCUCUUCCUGAAUUACAGUGAGAAUACUGCCAUUUGAUGUAUGUCCGGUUAUGGCAAAUAUAUCUUCAUUACCUGAAAAUGAAGCUAGCCAGCAAGAAAUAACUCUUCCUCAUGUGAAGUGGCCAAGCUUGAUUACACUGUGCGCAGUAGAAACAUCACUUGUAUUGUAAACAUUCUUUUUCUGAUAAUUGGGUCUUUGGUUUCUCCAGGCGAAAGAAGCUAGCAAGUCAUUAGCAAGGGCCAAUUUCUAUUCAGAUAUGAAGACAAGGGUGCUGCCAAGGUUCUAGAACAACUGCUGCAUAAUUGCACUUUGCUGAGAGAGAAAGGGAGACACUUGAGUUUGGUCCUGGAAUUAAUCCUUUAACAGAUUCUGUACUGGCAAACAGCAAUCUGUACAUUUUGAUGAUUAAGGAAUGUAGAGGAAAGAAAGAAGGCGAGAAAAAACUCUUCAGCCACUCAUGUUUGUAGAACUGUGGAAGGAAUUAUGUCUUAUUAUUAUAAAUGCUACAUUCAUAUUUUCCAGAUACUAAUGACAGCAAAUAAUAAUCAGGGCAGUUUUCAUUGUAAGAUCAGAUCCCUUUGACCAUUACCUUUCAAAGCCGUAAAUAAAUCCCAUCUGUUUGUAGAGUGUGGUAAUGAUAGUGUACAGUUAGCAUGCCUUAUGACAUGGACAGUACCAAUAUUUCAGCUGCCUGCUGUCCCUUCUUCACUCCAUGUUCUGAGUGUUGUCAUGUUUGAACAGGAAGAGUGCAUGUGUUUUGGGGGAAGGCAGGGAGUUGGAGACUGUUUUCAUAUACGGCUGUUAAGGAAGAUUUAGAUUUUUUGUCAAAUAUUUCUCUGCCCCACUCUGAAAAUAAAUCCACUUUAUUUUCAGCUCUGGGAACUGACUUUAAAAUAAUGUCAUGCCUAUAUAAAUGGAUUGGGCAUAUCCGUCCACUGUGUCACUUUGUUCACAUGCAAUAAAAUUGAAAGUAUAGGAAGGUGGAGCAGAGGGGAGCACUGCCCCUGUUUGCAAAGGAAGGUAGUACAGAUUUCUGUUUGUGAGGGAAGUUAAGGCAUAUUUAACUUAACACUUUCUGGAGUAAAGCUACUCACAUCACCAUGAACAGUACAGUUGGAAUAGCUGCAUUGUUUGUACAUAUUUAGACAUGCACAUUAUUUUGUAGCAUGUGGAUUAAUGUACACCAAGCCUCGUUGUUUCUAAAAGGUAGCUGAGUUCACAGUUGCUCACUGCUAUUAGGCCAUUGUGCUGCAUAUCUGCUCUGGUAGAACACAGUUGCUCAACACAAUACAGAUUCUGAUGUCAUCACUGGGUACAAAGGUCAAUGACUCAUGACUUAAAACUCUCAACAUAAUGGAAACUAAAAAUAAAUCAACAUAUUGACAAAUUUUCUUUCACUGAUUUGUGGGCAGUCUUAAAGUCCAGUAGAGGUGAACAAGCUGAAACAGGUAGCCUGGCAGAAGUACAUUGUCAUGAAUUCUUAAGCAGAGGAUUUUGAUGCAGAAACCAUAAAUAUGCUUUGUGUACACAACAGCAGCAGCUUGGACCCCCCUUCCUUUAUGCAAGCUUAAAAAUUCUUUUGCAAAGUAUUUCAUGUAGCUAACACUCUGCAUAUGAAUUCUAUACUUGGAACUGUAAUGAACUGCAAUCAAACCUAUGGCACUAUAUUACCUGAAAAGCGAAGUAUAUAUUUUUUUACAUGAUUCUUUAUUCAUAUCAAAGUAGGGUGCUUACUGUGAGGGCACUUGGUCACUAGUGUUUAUCACAUUCUCUACCAGUUCUGAUGUCUCCCCAUUACCGAUGUACACUUCCUCCCAACAUCUUAAAUAUCGUACAAUAUGUAUUGUGCAUAUGUGCUCUAGAUCUUUUCUUCUGAGGACUAGAAACUGAGCUGUGUGUGCACUCUCAGUUUUUAGCAUAAGUCAUGAAAUAAAAUCUUUUAUUUUUUGAAGAAAAA